AUGGCCACCCUCGGCGGAAUUCGCGACUCCCUUGCCGGCUCCGAGAACAACCACGAGACCGAAUCCCUCGCUCGCUUCUCCAUCGACGAGCAUAACAAGAAGGAGAAUGCUUUGCUGGAGUUUGUUCGAGUGGUGAAGGCUAAGGAAGAAGUGGUUGUCGGCACUCUGCACCAUCUGAUUGUGGAGGCCAUCGACGGCGGCAAGAAGAAGCUUUAUGAAGCCAAGGUCUGGGUCAAGCCUUGGUUGGGCUUUAAAGAAGUUCAGGAAUUCAAGCACGUUGAGGAUCCCGAAGCUCCAUCUGAAACACCGUAGUUUACUGCUUCCGAUUUGGGCGUUAAGC
Messenger RNA from Rosa rugosa (rugosa rose), 340 nucleotides. RefSeq names its product cysteine proteinase inhibitor-like. Bases 1 to 312 code for a protein of 103 amino acids. The transcript is spliced from 2 exons. Lineage: Eukaryota; Viridiplantae; Streptophyta; Magnoliopsida; Rosales; Rosaceae. Gene Ontology annotation, molecular function: cysteine-type endopeptidase inhibitor activity. The record is from RefSeq and is a predicted model, not a curated record.